Messenger RNA from Colletotrichum costaricense, 885 nucleotides. RefSeq names its product ribosomal protein S2. The transcript has 3 exons. Gene Ontology annotation, cellular component: ribosome; cytosolic small ribosomal subunit; 90S preribosome. The record is from RefSeq and is a predicted model, not a curated record. Bases 1 to 885 code for a protein of 294 amino acids. NCBI's taxonomy places the organism in Eukaryota, Fungi, Ascomycota, Sordariomycetes, Glomerellales, Glomerellaceae. Gene Ontology annotation, molecular function: structural constituent of ribosome. Gene Ontology annotation, biological process: cytoplasmic translation; ribosomal small subunit assembly.
AUGGCUCCCGCUAACCUCCCCUCGAUCUUCAAUGCCACUUCCCAGGACAUUGAGAUGCUGCUUGCAGCUCAAGCCCACCUGGGAAGCAAGAACCUCCAGGUUCACAUGGAGCCCUACCUGUGGAAGACCCGUGCCGACGGUGUCAACGUGAUCAACGUUGGCAAGACCUGGGAGAAGAUUGUCCUCGCCGCCCGCAUCAUCGCCGCCGUCGACAACCCAGCUGACAUUUGCGUCAUCUCUGCCCGUCCCUACGGUCAGCGUGCCGUCCUCAAGUUCGCCGCCCACACCGGCGCCGUCGCCAUUGCCGGUCGCUUCACCCCCGGUUCCUUCACCAACUACAUCACCCGCUCUUUCAAGGAGCCCCGCCUCAUCAUCGUCACCGACCCCCGUACCGAUGCCCAGGCCAUCAAGGAGGCUUCCUACGUCAACAUCCCCGUCAUCGCCCUCUGCGACACCGACUCCCCCACCGAGUACGUCGACGUUGCCAUCCCCACCAACAACAAGGGUCGUCACUCCAUCGGUCUCGUCUGGUGGAUGCUCGCCCGUGAGGUCCUCCGCCUCCGCGGCACCAUCUACAACCGCGAGACCCCCUGGGACACCAUGGUCGAUCUGUACUUCUACCGCGACCCCGAGGCUGAGGCCGAGGAGAAGGUCGAGGAGGAGAAGCUCCCCGGCGUUGAGGAGGAGGGCGUUGCCGCCAUUGAGUCCGGCUUCCCCGCCACCGGCGACUGGGACGCCCAGGCUCCCGGCUUCACCGGUGCUCAGGCUGGUGCCAACUGGGACGGUGCUGGUGAUGAGUGGGCUGCCGCUGGCGCCGCUCCCACCGGUGACUGGGCCGCUGCCGGCGACGCUGCCGCUGCUGCCCCCAAGGAGUCUUCCUGGUAA